Messenger RNA from Trichechus manatus latirostris (Florida manatee), 1803 nucleotides. RefSeq names its product chromosome unknown C1orf94 homolog (gene CUNH1orf94). The record is from RefSeq and is a predicted model, not a curated record. NCBI's taxonomy places the organism in Eukaryota, Metazoa, Chordata, Mammalia, Sirenia, Trichechidae. The transcript has 7 exons. The coding region runs from base 1 to 1803 and encodes 600 amino acids.
AUGAGGGGUGGUGGUGGAUGGUCCCCCAGUGUUGGAGCUCUGGGUGGACAAAGAGGCUUCCAGAGAGAGAGGAGGAGCAUGGCCAGUGGGAAUGGGCUCCCUUCGUCCUCGGCCCUAGUGGCCAAGCGCCCCUCUGCCCUGGGCCCAUUCCCCAGAUACAUCUGGAUCCACCAUGACACACCCCAAGACAGCCUAGACAAGACUUGCCAUGAAAUCUGGAAGAGGGUUCAGGGCCUGCCGAAGGCCUUGCAGCCCAGGACCUGGAUGGAGCAGCUCUCUGCCCCCGUGGCUGGGACUCUGAGAGACAACGGGCUCAGCUUCCAAGAAGAAGCACUGGAGCUCAACACUGGCAAAGAUGAGAUCUCCCUGUUGGUGGAGCAGGAGUUCUUGAGCCUCACCAAAGAGAACCUCCUCCUGGUCAAAGAGAGCUCGGGUGAGCUGGAGGCACCCGGUGGCUCUCCUGAGGGAAUGAGAGAGCCGACUCCCUGCAUUCUAGGACCUCCUCUGGUGGUGGACAGCACUGAGCUCCCAGGAGCCUCUGACGUCACCAGUGACAAGCUUCUGGAGCAGAAGGUGGCCAUGUCCGUUAUCGGCAGCCGGCAGAACUGUGACUCUGCCAUGUCUACGGUCACGGGCAUCCUGCGCUCUGCCAAGGUCAGAAGUGCCAAGGGGACAGAAGACGGGGGCCACAACCUAGACACCGCCAACUCAGAGAUCAGCAAGCUCCUGGCCCAGUUCCCACUGAAGUCUACUGAAACUAAGGCCCCCGACAACAAAAUGGUACUGGAGGAGACGAAGGUCAUCAAGGACUUCCUGCAGAACAGCAUGUUCAGUGGCCCUGGACCCAGGGAGCCGGCGGGGCUGAGUCCAUUUCUGUUGCUGCCACCCCCCACUCCUCUUGCACCCCUGGACAAGCUCCCUGAGCUCCCUACUCAGAAGAAGCAGCUCCCGGUGUUUGCCAAGAUCUGUUCCAAGCCCGAGGCAGACCCCACCAUGGAGGGGCAUCACUUGAUAGAACGGAACCCUGGUGCCAAGGAACUGACCAGGGGUCAAGAGAGCCUCUUCCUCAGUCAGUGGCCCCAGAGCCGGAAGGACAGCUGUGGUGAGGAAGGUUGCAUGGACCCAGUGGGCACCAUGUCCAUGGCCCUGCCAACCAAGAAGCCUGCAUGGCCAGCCGAGAAGAACCUGCUCUGUGAGUUCCUCGGGGCCACCAAGAACCCCAGUGGGCAACUGAGGCUUCGCAGCAAAGUGGAGAUGGACGGGCUGGAGCUGAAACUUAACCCACCUGGAACAGUGGCGGACAAGAACAACCUCAAGUACACAGGGAACGUUUUCACCCCACGCUUUGCCACAGCCUUGACCUCAGCAAACCUGAACCAGCCACUGUGGCUCAACCUGAACUACCCACCCCCGCCGGUGUUCACAAACCACUCCACUUUCCCACAGUAUCAGGGCCUGUACCCACAGAGAGCCGCCAGGAUGCCCUACCAGCAGGCCCUGCACCCUCAGCUGGGGUGCUACUCCAGACAGGUGACGCCGUACAACCCACAGCAGAUGGGACAGCAGAUUUUCCGAUCUUCCUACACACCUCUGCUGAGCUAUGUCCCCUUCGUCCAGCCCAACUAUCCGUACCCUCAGAGGACUCCUCCAAAGCUGUCCACCAACCCCCGGGACCCUUCUCCCAUGGCAGGAGAUGGGCCACAGUACCUCUUCCCCCAGGCAUAUGGGUUCAGCUCAACGUCUGGUGGGCCGCUGAUGAACAGCCCCUAUUUUUCCUCUGGUGGUAAUGGCAUAAAUUUUUAG